This is a messenger RNA of Striga asiatica, 747 nucleotides long. The record is from the annotation of a GenBank genome assembly. NCBI's taxonomy places the organism in Eukaryota, Viridiplantae, Streptophyta, Magnoliopsida, Lamiales, Orobanchaceae.
AUGUCUUCCUCCAAAGCGAUUUCCCGGCUAGAUGUUGAAAAUCCAGCGCUAUCGUUCGAAAAUCUGGGUACACCUUCUAUAGGUGCAAAGAAAUCAUAUAGUUCCAACUCCCUGGAAAGCAUGUCUACAUCCAAAUUCAUUGCGUCCUCUGAAAAUCUGGAUUUAUGGAAAUCAUACCGCUCCCUACUAGCCAGAGGAGCCUCUGGUGCUACAGGCGCUAAUGAAGUGAAGUUGCCUGUGCCAGAUCCACUUGCUUGCCAGAGGGUGUACACUCCAAAAUAUGUUAAGUCUUAUUCUCCGGACUGGUUUGGGUUUGUAUCUCCAGGUAAUUAUGGGAGUAUGUUCACAGUGCCGGACCCAGAUUAUUUUCAUUUCGACAUUGAAUACAAAGUAGAUCCUUUUAUAGCCGACCUUAUUGCCAACUUCCCACCGCCCCUUAAGAAGUCUAGCAGCGAGUGCUGUGGGGACUCUCCUGAGCCCUGUCGUAUUUGCUACAAUACUCAUGGCUUCACCUGUCCUUUUUGUGUGGGUUACUCUUCCUUCGAUGUCGACAAGUGGGUUUGUAACAGAUGUGGCAGCAAGACAGCAGCGCUCGGACGAAAGUACUGUAUUAUUUGCCGCAGCUAUACAAAGCACUGCACCUAUGAAUGCCCUAAGGAUGAGGCUCUAGCUGCUCAACAUAAUCUUCUUCGGUACAAACCCAAGGCUGCCCCGUACGUACCAGAGUCUUCCCUGAAUGACUCUUGA